Mustela lutreola (European mink) is the source of this 1389-nucleotide messenger RNA. RefSeq names its product dapper homolog 3-like. The transcript has 2 exons. Bases 1 to 774 code for a protein of 257 amino acids. NCBI's taxonomy places the organism in Eukaryota, Metazoa, Chordata, Mammalia, Carnivora, Mustelidae. The record is from RefSeq and is a predicted model, not a curated record.
AUGCGAAGGAAAAGGUUGCCCAGAGGCCUGGAGGUGUUGUGCCCGCCUUACUCGCGCGGAGGAAAACAGCGACCACGAAGGGACUCGAACCCUCAAUCUUCUGAUCCGGAAUCAGACGCCUUAUCCAUUAGGCCACGCGGCCAGCCGGCGGGCCGGCUCCUCUCCUCUGAAAACCAAGAGGAUGUGGCGCGGUGGGAAGGCGUCCUUCCGCGGCCGGCGCGGGCAUGCCGCUCCUCCAGGGCUCCUCGUCCGAGGUUAGCUCCACCGACAGCCGAGCCGCGGAGCCUGCGGAGCCCGCCAGGACGCACAGUCGAGCCCGGAGCCCGCGAGGACGCACCGCGGAGCCACAGACCCCGCGGAGCCGGCGGAGCCCGCGAGGACGCACAACUGAGCCUCGGCGCCCGCGAGGACGCACAGUCGAGCCCGGAGCCCGCGAGGACGCACCGCGGAGCCACAGACCCCGCGGAGCCGGCGGAGCCCGCGAGGACGCACAGUCGAGCCCGGAGCCCGCGAGGACGCACAGUGGAUCCCGGAGCCCGAGAGACGCACAGUCGAGCCCGGAGCCCGCGAGGACGCACAACUGAGCCUCGGGGCCCGCGGAGCCCGCAGGACGCACAGCGGAGCCUCGGAGCCCGCAGGACGCACAGCUCCGCGUCAGGAAGGGGAGGCCGGCUGCCAGAGGGGAGCACCCCCGAGGCGUUGAAUGAUGCUUGGAGAAGUGGCGCAGAAUUGUCCAAUAAGAAGUUAUUUCAAGCUGGAGUGCCUCAACUUUGAGAAUGUUCUUCUCUAGCAAGAAAAGAAAGUAAAGACUGAGGUCAGAAUGCUGUGAUUCAAAUUGGCCGCAUGUCUGUAUCUUGCUAGCAGUACUGGGCACAAGGAAGACGCAUGCUACUAAUGGUACUAAUAUUGUCUUUUCCAACACAAUUAGAGGUAUCCUGGCCACAAAUAACUCUUAGCAGCAGCUGGACAAGAAAGCAAAGCUGUUGUGAGCAAGACUCCAGCUUGCAGGGGCCGCCCCAGUAGAGUUCAAGCCCAACACCUCAGCACUUGGCUGUCCCAGCCCUGGACCUCGCCCUUCUUUGUAUGUCGAUAUCAAUCAUAAUGUUUUGUUGCAACAUCACAAUGAUUGGGGUAAACCUGGGUGAUUUUAAAAAUCCAGUGGCAGGGGAGAUCCAUGUCUUAUGGAACCCAAAACUUAUAUAGUAUUGGGGUACCAUCUUUAAGAAAAAAAUACAAAACUGUGAAUACAAAAUUAGCUAUGAGAGUAAAUAUUUAUUUAGAAUACAAAAACAAAUGGAAACAAAUUAUAAAUUUUUAAAAAGUUCAUGAAUUCUACAAUCAUUAGAAAAAGUUAACUUAUUAAUAUACCUCUAUGUUUCUUCUCCAUUA